This is a messenger RNA of Alligator sinensis (Chinese alligator), 2039 nucleotides long. It is a transcript of the gene FKBP14, whose product is annotated as FK506 binding protein 14. The transcript has 4 exons. Gene Ontology annotation, molecular function: calcium ion binding; peptidyl-prolyl cis-trans isomerase activity. The record is from RefSeq and is a predicted model, not a curated record. The coding region runs from base 608 to 1243 and encodes 211 amino acids. Lineage: Eukaryota; Metazoa; Chordata; Crocodylia; Alligatoridae.
GUUCCACGGGGUUCGGCGGCGUGCGAACGUUCUCUUCCGGGAACUCCGACGUGGCCCAGCCUAUUGGCCGCGCGCCGCCGGGCACUGCCCCUGGCUGGGCGGGGCGAUUGACGCCUCCCAAUGGGUGGCUGCCGUGGCAGGCCCGGCCCCCGCGGAGGACCAAUCCGAGGAGCGGUUCCCGGGCCCUGCCGCGUGCGGGGGAGAGGGAGCCGCUAGCUGAUCCGAGCGUGCCUGGUGGCCGGGUUUGCCACGUCUGCUGCUGAGGGGGGAGGGAGGCGGGCAAGCGAGGGUGGGCUUGACCCCAUGCAGCUCCGCCCCCCUCUUUAGCGAGCCGCGGUCCUGUGAAGUGACAGGGGGACCUAUGCGGGGGCCCAGCCGGCAGUUGCGGGUGUCCAGCUGGGGAUUGAAUCCACUUGUGCAGGGAACCUAAGGGGUUGCUGUAAGGUGGCAGCUGUAGGCACUGCUUGAAACUGCCCCAAGAGAAAAGGGCCUGGGAGCGUUACCUCAAGGCAGGCCCAGGCACCCUAAAAAUGUGGCUUUUGCAUCUGUAAUACAGACAUUUUUCUCUCUCUCUUUUCCAUUUAAAUUCCCUUGCGGUGAAACCGAAAUGAUGAUUGUACUUUGGGCUCCUUUUCUCUUCGCGUGUGUUCCUUUUGCGGCUGGGGCUCUCAUUCCAGAAGCCGAAGUGACGGUUGAGGUGCUCCAGAAACCAUUUAUCUGUCACAGGAAGACGAAAUGGGGGGAUAUGAUGCUGGUCCAUUACGAAGGCUACUUGGAAAAAGAUGGUUCGAUGUUUCACUCCACCCACAAGCAUAACAAUGGUCAACCCAUGUGGUUUACGCUUGGCAUAAAGGAAGCUAUUAAAGGCUGGGACAAAGGCUUGAAAGAUAUGUGUGUAGGAGAGAAGCGGAAACUGACAAUUCCACCAUCCCUUGGUUAUGGAAAAGAAGGGAAAGGAAAAAUUCCACCUGAGAGCACACUUAUAUUCAACAUUGACCUACUAGAAAUCAGAAAUGGACCAAGAUCACAUGAGUCAUUCCAAGAAAUGGAUCUUAAUGAUGAUUGGAAGCUAUCCAAGGAUGAGGUGAAAAUGUAUUUGAAGAAGGAAUUUGAAAAGCAUGGAGCAGCAGUAAAUGACAGCCAGCAUGAUGUUUUGAUUGAAGACAUCUUUGAUAAAGAAGAUGAAGACAGUGAUGGGUUUAUAUCUGCUCGGGAGUUCACAUACAAGCAUGAUGAGCUGUAGAAAAGCCCAGCCUAAUAAUUCUCCAUGUCACAGAGGUGGCAGUGACUUACAAAUUGUCUAGCUUUGUAAAAUUUUUAAUUCAGCAUUUGGAGCUGACAGGAACAAAUGGAAAGAAAAAACAUUGUUUUUCUAUACAAAAAGGGACUUCUGUUGAUGAUCCAAAAUGCUUUUAACUACGUUUAGAUAUUAAAACAAAGCCGCUUUUGUAAAUCUUUUGAACUGCUGCACCUGGCAGCAAUAGUGUUUCAUUUACUUUGUAUUAAUUUAAUUUGCAGUUAUGAAACCAACAUGUGAUAUAACAAAUAUUGCUAAAAAAUCAGAAUCCAGCUUAAUGCUUACCUUGUAUUGUUUUCUUAUGUGCUAAUGACAAACAUUUGAGUUAUUCUCUUUGAUAGUAUACUUCUUAUUUAAUUUUUAAUUUAUGGCUUAAUUAUUUCACCUUGCUUUUUCUAUGCAAAUCAGAAUUUGAAGAACAGAAGCAAAAUGUGCCACACUGUUAAUAAGAGGUACACUGCAAAGGUCAGACAGUUCUCGUUGGUCUUUUCAACUCUAGCAAUAUAAUGUAAUCUACCUGUAUGUGAACAGGAAACAUUACUGAUAUCUGAUCAUUUAUUUUUGUAAGCUUAUUAGUGUGUGCCUCGUGUGCCUAAGCCAACCAUGUAUCUUGUAUUUAUUAUGGUGCUAUGAUCUAGAGUCAAAGGGGGAGUUAGAGAUCAGCAGGGGUUUGGGGUUUUAGUUGUGUUGUGUUUUUGUUUUGUUUUUUAACUAUUACAUAAUAACAUUGCAGUUUGGCUGA